AUGAAUGAGGAUAAAGCGAAUUAUGCUAGUGCAAUGUUGACAGAGCGUGCACUCACUUGGUGGGAUGCAACUUUUGAAUCCCUGACUGAAAAUGAACGAGAAAGCUUGACCUGGGAGUCUUUCAAGACUCGUUUCCUUGAGCAAUUUUGUCCGAUCGACUUGCAACGAAGGCUUGAGAAAGAAUUCUUGGAACUCAAGCAAGGGAACAUGUCUGUGAUUGAAUAUGAGACUCAAUUUAAUCAGCAUUUUCUUGAUGGUCUGAGGAGAGAAAUCCGGGAGUUUGUUGUUAAUCGUGAUAUUCCGAGUUUCAAUAAAGUUGUGGAGUAUGCUCGUCGCCGUGAAUACGAUUUAAUGAAAUUUGAGGAACCAACUUCUGAAUCAAAAAGGCAACAAACUGAAAGAACCUUCUCUGUACCUACUCAGCGACAAUCUCGAUCUUUCACUCCUAGAAGGAGUCAAUCUCAAAAUAUUCCGCGUGCCCAAUCACAAGUCUAUUCACUUCAAUCUAAUGCAUCAGGUCCUUGUCAAAGAUGUGGCAAAACUCACCAAGGGCGAUGCCUUACUGAAACAACAAACUUGAAAUGUUUUUGCUGUGGGGAAAUGGGUCACGUUCGUGUAAACUGCCCAAAAAGAAAUCGAGCAUGUUAUUCUUGUGGAGUAUUUGGGCACCGACAAUUUGAAUGCCCCCGUAUGAGGGGGGAAAAAAGUAAGGCGUCAAUGCAGCAACCGGCAGUGGGUGGUGCUUCAAGUCAAAAGGAGGAGAUACCAAAAGCACGAGCUCGAGCUUUUCAGAUUACCGCGGAGGAGGCUUGCAAUGUGGCAGACGUCAUUAUUGGUAUUUUCUUUGUUAACUCUAGACCUGCUUGUAUCUUGUUCGAUUCUGGAGCUACAAAUUCUUUUGUGUCGCAUGUCUAUGUUCGUUAUUUAGAAUCUAUGCCACUUAUGUUUUCUAUACCAUUUACCGUUGAUACUGCUAAUGGAUUCACUUUGGUAGCUGAUAGAGUGUUUAGAAACUGCACUUUAGUGUUAGACGAAUAUGACUUUUUAGUAGAUUUGAUUCCUAUGGAUAUCCGUGGUUUCGAUGUCGUGAUUGGUGACUUGAAGGUAAUAUAUAUGCUUAAAGCACGACGUUAUAUUGCUAAGGGUUGCUCUUCUUUCAUGGCAUAUGUUUUGGAUGCAACCAAAGAAAUGAAGAAAACUGUAAAAGAUGUACCAAUUGUGUGUGAAUUUCAAGAUGUUUUCCCUGACGACUUGCCUGGGGUACCGCCGGAUAAGCAAGUAGAAUUCCGUAUUGAUUUAGUGUCGGGUGCUGCACCUAUUGCGAAGGCACCUUAUCGCCUCGCACCAACCGAGAUGGAAGAGAUGAUGACCUUUAUGGAUAUGAUGAACCGAGUGUGUUGUCCUAUGCUUGAUAAGUCUGUUAUUGUUUUCAUCGAUGACAUUCUGGUGCAAUUCUUGGGGCAUGUGAUUUCUGGCAAUGGCAUUUCUGUGGAACCAUCCAAGAUUGAAGCUAUACAUAAGUGGGAGCAACCCAAGAAUGCUUCUGAAGUUCGUAGUUUUCUUGGUUUAGCGGGUCACUAUCGUCGAUUCAUACAGGAUUUCUCAAAGAUUGCAGUACCGCUUACUUCACUUACUCGCAAAGAAGUGAAGUUUGUAUGGACUAAAGCUCAAGAGAAUGCAUUUCAGACUUUGAAGGAUUGUUUAACUCAUACACCGAUACUUGCUUUACCCGAGGGCAAUGAUGACUUUGUAGUAUAUAGUGAUGCUUCUAAAUUAGGUUUGGGAUGUGUGUUGAUGCAGCGAGGCAAAGUAAUUGCAUACGCCUCUCGACAAUUGAAAGAAUAUGAGAAGAAUUACCCCACUCAUGAUCUUGAAUUGGCAACCAUUGUGUUUGCUCUUAAAAUUUGGAGACAUUAUCUCUAUGGCACAAAGUGUCAGUUGUUCAUUGAUCACAAGAGUUUGAAAUAUAUUUUCGACCAACAGACUCUGAAUAUGCGUCAACAGAAAGCUAUGGAAUUGAUCAAAGAUUACGAUUGUGAAAUUCUAUACCAUCCUGGUAAAGCCAAUGUAGUGGCAGAUGCGUUGAGUCGGAAGCCACACGGGACCARUAUUUGCUAUGCUAUCACUCAUGURUCARUGAAGUCUACUMUUAUCGAUGAUCUUCAUAGGUGGCAAAUCGAGGCAUUAAAUCCAGAACACCUGAAGUUCGAACGUAUGGUUGGUUAUGUAGACUCUUUAUCUUAA
Cynara cardunculus var. scolymus (artichoke) is the source of this 2244-nucleotide messenger RNA. RefSeq lists its product as uncharacterized. The transcript has 5 exons. NCBI's taxonomy places the organism in Eukaryota, Viridiplantae, Streptophyta, Magnoliopsida, Asterales, Asteraceae. Gene Ontology annotation, molecular function: nucleic acid binding; zinc ion binding. The record is from RefSeq and is a predicted model, not a curated record. Bases 1 to 2244 code for a protein of 747 amino acids.